This is a messenger RNA of Chionomys nivalis (European snow vole), 4271 nucleotides long. It is a transcript of the gene Eif4g2, whose product is annotated as eukaryotic translation initiation factor 4 gamma 2. NCBI's taxonomy places the organism in Eukaryota, Metazoa, Chordata, Mammalia, Rodentia, Cricetidae. Gene Ontology annotation, cellular component: eukaryotic translation initiation factor 4F complex. The transcript is spliced from 22 exons. The coding region runs from base 1 to 3519 and encodes 1172 amino acids. Gene Ontology annotation, molecular function: translation initiation factor activity; mRNA binding; protein binding. The record is from RefSeq and is a predicted model, not a curated record.
AUGGCCGCCGCCCCGGCCGCUUCUUGUCGAGUGCUACAAAAUGGCGGCCGCAGGCGGAGCCGGGCGGGGCUGCUCUCGCCUGCCUCUGGGCCACCUAGAAAUCCCUGGCCUCUGCUUCCCUUCCCGGGCCGGCCCGGGAGACGCGGUCUGCAGUCUGGGCUGAGUGGCGGGCGCGGCGCGGCGCGAGGACGGCGUGCGAGCGUGGCGGGCCUCGCGCCUCGGCGGGAGGGACGCGGCCCGCGGCGGGGCCCGGCCGUUGGCGCGGGACCAGCGAGGCGGACGAGUCCGGAGCCCGGCCUCCCGGUGGGGAGGAGGUGUGUGGGCCCUGUGGCCGGCCGGCCGCCGCGUUGUCACCGGGGGACUCCGAGCGGAGGCGGCGAGCGGGCGGGAGGCCGCCUUCCUGCGGGAGAACAAAGGGCGGCCCGGAGGGGGCGCCUCCCGCCCGGCCCGGGCCCUCGCCCGUCGGAAGCCCGGCCACACUGGCCUUGGGGGAGGAACCCGUUGCUCUUUUGUUUGCGCGGAGUGGGGCGGAGGUUCCCGCUGCCAUGUUGUAGCCAGGCUCUUCCGGCGGCUUCCCACACGCGCCCUGUGGGAAGGGGUGAAAGGACGGGCGGAGGACAGAGCCGUUCCGGCAGCGGGGAGUUGAGACCUUGGCCGGCCUGUCACUGCCCGGGCCGCGCACAGCAGUGCGGCAGACCUCGGGCCACCGCCGGCUUUUCGUUUGUACCAUCCCCUCCCCUCCCCACCCCAUCCAUUAAUAUUAUUCUUUUGAAGAUUCUUCGUUGUCAAGCCGCCAAAGUGGAGAGUGCGAUCGCAGAAGGGGGUGCUUCUCGUUUCAGUGCUUCUUCGGGCGGAGGAGGAAGUAGGGGUGCACCUCAGCACUAUCCCAAGACUGCUGGCAACAGCGAGUUCCUGGGGAAAACCCCAGGGCAAAACGCUCAGAAAUGGAUUCCUGCACGAAGCACUAGACGAGAUGACAACUCCGCAGCAAACAACUCCGCAAAUGAAAAAGAACGACAUGAUGCAAUCUUCAGGAAAGUAAGAGGCAUACUAAAUAAGCUUACUCCUGAGAAGUUUGACAAGCUAUGCCUUGAGCUCCUCAAUGUGGGUGUAGAGUCUAAACUCAUCCUUAAAGGGGUCAUACUGCUGAUUGUGGACAAAGCCCUAGAAGAGCCAAAGUAUAGCUCACUGUAUGCUCAGCUAUGUCUGCGAUUGGCAGAAGAUGCACCAAACUUUGAUGGCCCAGCAGCAGAGGGUCAACCAGGACAGAAGCAAAGCACAACAUUCAGACGCCUCUUGAUUUCCAAAUUGCAAGAUGAAUUUGAAAACCGAACCAGAAAUGUUGAUGUCUAUGAUAAGCGUGAAAAUCCCCUCCUCCCUGAGGAGGAGGAACAAAGAGCUAUUGCUAAGAUCAAGAUGUUGGGGAACAUCAAAUUCAUUGGAGAACUUGGCAAGCUUGAUCUUAUUCACGAAUCUAUCCUUCAUAAGUGCAUCAAAACACUUUUGGAAAAGAAAAAGAGAGUCCAACUCAAAGAUAUGGGAGAGGAUUUGGAGUGCCUCUGUCAGAUAAUGAGAACAGUGGGACCUCGAUUAGACCAUGAACGAGCCAAGUCCUUAAUGGAUCAGUACUUUGCCAGAAUGUGUUCCUUAAUGUUAAGUAAGGAAUUGCCAGCAAGGAUUCGUUUCCUACUGCAGGAUACCGUAGAGUUGCGAGAACACCAUUGGGUUCCUCGCAAGGCUUUUCUUGACAAUGGACCAAAGACGAUCAAUCAAAUCCGUCAAGAUGCAGUAAAAGAUCUAGGAGUGUUUAUUCCUGCUCCUAUGGCUCAAGGGAGGAAUGACUUCUUCCUGGAGGGACCGUUCAUGCCGCCAAGGAUGAAAAUGGAUAGGGACCCACUUGGGGGACUCGCUGAUAUGUUUGGACAAAUGCCAGGUAGUGGAAUUGGUACUGGUCCAGGAGUUAUCCAGGAUAGAUUUUCACCCACGAUGGGACGACAUCGUUCAAAUCAGCUCUUCAAUGGCCAUGGGGGGCACAUCAUGCCUCCCACGCAAUCGCAGUUUGGAGAGAUGGGGGGCAAAUUUAUGAAAAGCCAGGGGCUAAGCCAGCUCUACCAUAACCAGAGUCAGGGACUCUUAUCCCAGCUGCAAGGACAGUCGAAGGAUAUGCCACCACGGUUUUCUAAGAAAGGACAGCUUAAUGCAGAUGAGAUUAGUUUGAGGCCUGCUCAGUCGUUCCUAAUGAAUAAAAAUCAGGUGCCAAAGCUUCAGCCCCAGAUAACUAUGAUUCCUCCCAGUGCACAGCCACCACGCACUCAAACACCACCUCUGGGACAGACACCACAACUUGGUCUCAAAACUAAUCCACCACUUAUCCAGGAAAAGCCUGCGAAGACUAGCAAAAAGCCACCACCAUCAAAGGAAGAACUACUUAAACAGACUGAAGCCGUUGUGACUGAAUAUCUGAAUAGUGGAAAUGCAAAUGAGGCCGUCAAUGGCAUGAGAGAAAUGAGAGCCCCGAAACACUUUCUUCCUGAGAUGUUAAGCAAAGUGAUCAUCCUGUCACUAGAUAGAAGUGAUGAAGAUAAAGAAAAAGCGAGCUCUUUGAUCAGUUUACUCAAACAGGAAGGAAUAGCCACAAGUGACAACUUCAUGCAGGCUUUCCUGAACGUAUUGGAGCAGUGCCCCAAACUGGAGGUUGACAUCCCCUUGGUGAAAUCUUAUUUGGCACAGUUUGCAGCUCGUGCUAUAAUUUCAGAGUUGGUGAGCAUUUCAGAACUAGCUCAACCACUGGAGAGUGGCACCCACUUCCCUCUCUUCUUACUUUGUCUUCAACAAUUAGCUAAAUUACAAGAUCGAGAAUGGCUAACUGAACUUUUUCAACAAAGCAAGGUCAAUAUGCAGAAAAUGCUGCCAGAAAUUGAUCAGAAUAAAGAUCGAAUGUUGGAGAUUCUGGAAGGAAAGGGAUUGAGUUUCUUAUUCCCGCUCCUUAAAUUGGAGAAGGAACUAUUGAAGCAAAUUAAGCUGGAUCCAUCCCCUCAAACUAUAUAUAAAUGGAUUAAAGAUAACAUCUCUCCCAAACUUCAUGUAGAUAAAGGAUUUGUGAACAUCUUAAUGACCAGCUUCUUACAGUACAUUUCUAGUGAAGUAAGCCCACCUAGUGAUGAAACAGAUUCUUCCUCUGCUCCUUCCAAAGAACAGUUAGAGCAGGAGAAACAACUGCUGCUCUCUUUCAAGCCAGUGAUGCAGAAAUUCCUUCAUGAUCAUGUGGAUCUACAGGUCAGUGCCCUGUAUGCUCUGCAGGUGCACUGUUACAACAGCAGCUUCCCAAAAGGCAUGUUACUUCGAUUUUUUGUUCAUUUCUAUGACAUGGAAAUUAUUGAGGAGGAAGCUUUCUUGGCUUGGAAGGAAGAUAUAACUCAAGAGUUUCCAGGAAAAGGCAAGGCUUUGUUCCAGGUAAAUCAGUGGCUAACCUGGCUAGAAACUGCUGAAGAAGAAGAAUCAGAGGAAGAAGCUGACUAAAGAACCAGCCAAAGCCUUAAAUUGUGCAAAGCAUACUAUGAUGUAACUGCAUUUGACCUAACCACUGCGAAAAUUCAUUCCGCUGUAACGUUUUUCACAAUAUUUAAAGCAGAAGCACGUCAGUAAGGUUUCCUUCUGCAUAAGGUUUUUGUAGUGUGAUGUCUUAAUCAUAGUCUACCAUCAAAUACUUUAGGAGUAUCCUUAAUGUUUAGAUAGAAUAUUAGCAGCAUGCAAUAAUUACAUCCUAAGUUCUCAAGCAGAGGCAGUCUAUUGCAAAGAUCUUCUUUGCUGCCAGUUACCAUAGGCUGUUUUUAAGUUAGAAAACUGAAUAGCAACACUGAAUACUGUAGAGAUGCACUUUGCUCAGUAAUACUUGAGUUGUUGCAAUAUUUGAUUAUCCAUUUGGUUGUUACAGAAAAAUUAACUGUAAUUGAUGGUUGUUGCCGUAAUAGUAUAUUGCCUGUAUUUCUACCUCUAGUAAUGGGCUUUAUGUGCUAGAUUUUAAUAUCCUUGAGCCUGGGCAAGUGCACAAGUCUUUUUAAAAGAAACAUGGUUUACUUGCACAAAACUGAUCAGUUUUGAGAGAUCUUUAAUGCCCUUGAAGUGGUUUUUGUGGGUGUGAAGCAAAUGGUGAGAAUUUGAAUUGGUCCCUCUUAUUAUAGUAUUGAAAUUAAGUCUACUUAAUUUAUCAAGUCAUGUUCAUGCCCUGAUUUUAUAUACUUGUAUCUAUCAAUAAACAUUGUGAUACUUGA